This is a messenger RNA of Adineta steineri, 2289 nucleotides long. The record is from the annotation of a GenBank genome assembly. Lineage: Eukaryota; Metazoa; Rotifera; Eurotatoria; Adinetida; Adinetidae.
AUGGUUAGAAAGACAACUCAAGGAAACGCUUUUCUUUCUGGACAAUUAACAAAUUACCAGUUAAUGGUAUUGGAUGACAAGCAGACUGUAUUAACAAUUUCCAUGGCUUAUUCUGGUUGCAGUUGUCAUUUGUCAAGUACAUGUGUCGAACAACUUUCCAUCUAUGAUAAUUCUACAAAUAUAAGAUUAUUCGAUGUACCAGGUUUCUACACAGGAUGCUAUGUAAUUGAAGCAUUACUUCAAUCUACUCUUCAGUGCUUUUAUGACCAAAACUGUAUAGAUGAACUACAACUUUACUUAACAACUGCUUCGCCAAUGAAUGCAACAGCUCUUGAUCCAUCUUUAUCAAGUCAAUAUUCUGAAAAUUCCACCAUCGAACAUCUCCUUCAAAGUUUAAUGAUUGAAGAUUGGAAUUCAACGCAACUAUAUGAUCGAUACUAUAAUGAAUGUCAACCUAUACAAUGCACUUAUACUACUGAAACAAGGAAUAGCGUAAUUUACAUUAUUACCACAAUGUUUGGUAUUGUUGGUGGUCUCAUGACAGUUCUAAGAUGCGUUGUACCACGAGUUGUCAAUCUUGUGAGAAAGAAAAGGAGCCAAUUACCACAAUCACCUUUUGGACUUGUGCUGCAUACCUAUGUUUGCCGUUUGUUUCCAACACUUAAAAACUAUUGUUUAACAUUCAAUGUGUUUAAAUCUGUGCCACCUUCAACUGAUGAACAUAAACUUAAAAAUCAACUAAUAUCAACAAGAAUAUUUAUUGUAUUGCUCAUCUUAUCAUUAACAAUUCUUCUCUUAUAUACAUCAUUAGCCGACAUUACAAAAACUAUCAAUGUUCCUACACCUGAUCUCAAAAAAUAUGAACAAUUAUAUUUUAAGUAUUCACAAACUCUUACAUGUCCAUGUAAACAAAUAUCAAUUAACUAUGAAAAAUUUCUUUCUAUUGAAUAUACAUUUCAUCAAGUAUGCACUAGUAUUUUUAUCACCGACGACUGGAUUUCAUAUAUUGGGAUGUCUUAUGAAGCUACAUCCGCUAAUAUUAACUUUCAAUGGACAGCUUCGAAUGCAUUUCAAGCUCUACAUGCCUUUUGUGACUUAAUUGAAAGUACAAUUAAUAAUAGUCUGAUUCAAUUUAAUUCAAGUCAAUAUAUCACUGCAUCUAUCGCAUCAUCAGAAUUAUUUCAGCUACAAGCUCGAUCAUUCGUUAAACAGUUUAUAUUAUCAACAACAAAUACUUUUGUGUUAUCUCUUAAUACCAUCCGAAACUCAACUCACGGAGAUGGUUUACUCUCGGGCUUAUUGACAAAUUACGAAAUAACCGUAGGUACAUCCAUAUCUAAAGAACCUAUUGUUCUCGGCGCUCCAGUAGGUUACUCUAAGUGUAGUUGUGCUCUGUCAAGUACAUGUAUCGCACAGUCUUCCUUUUUGAAUAGCCUGUCUAACAUGGAUAGUUUUGAUGUACCAGGUUUUUAUACAGGAUGUUAUGUGAUUGAAGCAUUACUACAAUCUACUCUUCAGUGCUUUUACGAUCAAACCUGUAUAGAUAAUUUACAAAUUUAUUUAUCACCACCUGUUCCGAUGGAUGUGACAGCUCUUACCUCAUUAUUACUAAGUCAAUACUCUGAAAACUCAACAAUUGAAUAUCUUCUUAAUAAUUUAAUGAUUGAAGAAUGGAAUUCAACACAAUCAUUCGAUCAAUACUAUAAUGAAUGUCAACCUAUGGAAUGUACUUAUACUAUUGAAACAAGAAAUAACGUAAUUUACAUUAUUACCACUAUUUUUGGUGUUAUUGGUGGUCUCAUAACAGUUCUAAGAUGCGUUGUACCACAAGUAGUCAAUAUAUGUAAUGAACCAUUUCAAUCACCAAUGAAUUGUAAUUCAUGUGGAAAUACAUAUUGUCAAGAAUGUAUUAUGCAAUGGAUGCAACAACAAUUAUCUUGUCCGUCAUGUCGACAAAUAGGCAAUCAAUUUUUACCUGUCAUUAGUCGAGUUGUAUUAAAUCAAUUAAAUCGUUUAUUAGUUCAAUGUACAUUAUGUCAACAAAUGAAUAUUCAACGAAGUAAUUUUAAUGAUCAUAUAUCUUGUACAUGUCCAAAACAAAUAGUUAAUUGUACCGAUAAUUGUGGAUGGAAAGGUUGUCGAGAAAAUCUUCAAGAACAUUUAAUAGAAUGUCGACGAAAACAAUUAUUUACAGAUCAUAUUUCAAAAUACUGGAAAAAUAUAGCUUUUGUUAUUUUAGCCAUUCUCUUUUUUUAUAUAAUAAAACCACAUGAUAAUAAAAAAUAUUAA